AUGCUGAGCUCACAGAACCCGGCGGUAACGCAACCGCCAACGGCAGGGCAUGGCUCUUCGUUGCCCUCUCUAGACUUUGGCAACUUCAGGGCAUCAACGUCACAGAACAGCUACUAUCCGUCUGCUACCCAGCAACAACCACAAAGCUCUACGCAAAGUAGUUACUAUCCAUCACCAUCAACACCGCAGCAAGGCUCAUACCCAGGUUUCCAAGGGACGGCACCCUCGCAUAUAUCCCCAACUGGUUAUUCACCAUCGACAUCCCAAGGGAAUACGUCACGGGGAUUGGGAUCGAUAUCGAGCAGCGGCAGCAGCGGAUCUGGGCUACAGUACGGCAGCAGACCUCAGCAAUAUGGUCUCCAGUCUCACCACCACUACUCGCUCAACGGGCACGGUCCUGUUAUGAGCAACAUGCACCAGCCCGGCGCACCGUUGGCCAUGGUGGGCAUGUCAAGCAUACAUUAUGGCACCCACCAUCCGAUGACUCAGUACCAUCGGUAUGGGGCUAGCCAUGAGCAACUGGGACCUCGUCAAGGGGACCGACCAUACAAAUGUGAUCAGUGCACACAGGGCUUCAACAGGAACCAUGACUUAAAGCGUCACAAGAGGAUACAUUUGGCAACGAAGCCCUAUCCUUGUGGCAACUGUGAGAAGUCUUUUUCGAGGAAGGAUGCGUUAAAGCGUCACAGACUAGUCAAGGGUUGCGGAAAGAAUGACCAGGUCAACGGAAAGAAUGACCAGACCAACGGAAAGAAUGACCAGACCAACGGAAACAAUGCCGGUGGCAAGCCGGGAGGAAUGACGGGGCUAGACAACAACACAAGACCACCGGGCGACUACUCGCUAAGCUCCAGGACCUCCCCGAUGGAGCGCUUCGACGAAAGCGAUGAUGCAGCAGUGUCGCGAUUGGCAGUGUAA
Messenger RNA from Sordaria macrospora k-hell, 918 nucleotides. RefSeq lists its product as uncharacterized. Gene Ontology annotation, biological process: regulation of transcription by RNA polymerase II. Gene Ontology annotation, molecular function: DNA-binding transcription repressor activity, RNA polymerase II-specific; RNA polymerase II cis-regulatory region sequence-specific DNA binding. NCBI's taxonomy places the organism in Eukaryota, Fungi, Ascomycota, Sordariomycetes, Sordariales, Sordariaceae. Gene Ontology annotation, cellular component: nucleoplasm. The record is from RefSeq and is a predicted model, not a curated record.